AUGCAGCAGCUCCUGGGGAUGAUGCCAAAGGAGGGGGAAAAGGAGAGCAAAGCGCUUGGCGGCUCAAAACCAGCGGGUUUCUCCCCAAAAUCCGUCUCGGUGGAGCUGGGGAGGUUCCAGGCUGGGAUCCCUGACGCGUUUUGUUCCUCAGUGGAGCAGGACCGGGACCUGUUCUCGCCCAAGCCCUACUGGAAGGAGUUCAGGUUCGACCUGACCCAGGUGCCGGUGGGAGAGGCCGUGACGGCCGCGGAAUUCCGCAUCUACAAAAGCCGCGGUGCUCCCAGGCACGCCAACAGCAGCCUCCACCUCAGCAUCUACGAGGUGGAUCCCCAAAAUUCCAACAGGGAAUCCGACCUGUUCCUGCUGGAUGUGCAGGACCUGCGUGCUGGGACAGAGGGCUGGCUGGUGUUUGAUGUCACAGCCGCCAGCAACCACUGGUCAGGGGAUCAGAAACACCACCUGGGGCUGCGGCUCUACGUGGAGACAGACGAUGGGCACAGCGUGGAUCCGGGCUCGGCCGGGCUCCUGGGGCGCCGGGGACCCCGCUCCAAGCAGCCCUUCAUGGUGACAUUCUCCCGAGCCAGCCCCAGCCCUGGCCGUGUCACACGAGCGGCCAGACCCCCGAGGAGGCGGCAACACAAGAAAUCCAACGACCUCCCCCACCCAAACAAGCUCCCGGGAAUUUUUGACGAUGUCCACGCCACAGACGGGCGGCAGGUCUGCCGGCGCCACGAGCUCUACGUCAGCUUCCAGGACCUCGGCUGGCUGGACUGGGUGAUCGCUCCGCAGGGAUACUCGGCCUAUUACUGCGAGGGGGAGUGUGCAUUCCCGCUGGACUCCUGCAUGAACGCCACCAACCACGCCAUCCUGCAGUCCCUGGUCCACCUGAUGAAGCCUGAGGCCGUGCCCAAGGCGUGCUGUGCCCCCACCAAGCUCAGCGCCACCUCUGUCCUCUACUACGACAGCAACAACAACGUCAUCCUCAAGAAACAUCGGAACAUGGUGGUGAAAUCCUGUGGCUGCCACUGAUGGACAGGUCCCACCGCCAUCCCUGGGUGUCCCAUUGUCACCCCUGGGUGUCCUAUUGUCACCCCUGGGUGUCCCAUUCCCAUCCCUGGAUGUCCCAUUCCCAUUCCUGGAUGUCCCACUGCCACCCCUCAGUGUCCCAUUGUCACCCCUGGAUGUCCCAUUGUCACCCCUGGGUGUCCCACUGCCAUCCCUCAGUGUCCCAUUGCCACCCCUGGAUGUCCCAUUGUCACCCCUCAGUGUCCCAUUCCCACCCCUGAGUGUCCCCUUCCCAUCCCUGGAUGUCCCAUUGUCACUCCUGGGUGUCCCACUGCCAACCCUGAGUGUCCCACUGUCACCCCUGAGUGUCCCAUUCCCACACCUGAGUGUCCCAUUGUCACCCCUGGAUGUCCCAUUGUCACCCCUGGAUGUCCCAUUGUCACCCCUGGAUGUCCCAUUCCCACACCUGAGUGUCCCAUUCCCACACCUGAGUGUCCCAUUGCCACCCCUGGAUGUCCCCUCCCAUUCCCACCCGACCAAUGUCACCCUGGGGUUCUGCUGCCUGCGAGGAAGAGGAUUUUUAUGGGCUGCAUCACAACAAAUUAAUAACAAUAACAAUAAUAAAACCCAAAAAUAAACCCCUCCCACCCCUUUCUAGAAGUGGAUGUAAAUAAUACAAAUCUUCCUUUCUCUC
Messenger RNA from Cyanistes caeruleus (blue tit), 1699 nucleotides. The record is from RefSeq and is a predicted model, not a curated record. NCBI's taxonomy places the organism in Eukaryota, Metazoa, Chordata, Aves, Passeriformes, Paridae.